CGGUGGUUACCACAGCAACCAGUAUCUGACCGCUCAUCCGCUUUUUCUGUUGCCGUCUGUAACUCUGGUAUUAGCUCAGUGUUUUCAUUACAAGUACUAUAUUUAACACAUUUUUCACAAAUCUAAUCAUAUACAGUGUUUUAUGUGGGAAGAAGUUGCUGGACGGAUGUUAACCACCAACUGGAUUUCCUCUUUUGUAAGGGCCGUAGCAUGGGGUGAUGAGGACUCUCCUCGGCUGACCUCGGUGCAGAUGACUAGGGAUGGCCACAGCAUCACCUCAGCAUUUUUUGGACGACGUGAUAAAUAAUGGACAGCAGGAGCAGCAAGGAUUCCUGAGCUCUUGGGAGACCAUUUUUCUCACCAUCUUCCUUUCCGUCAUCAUUAUUUUGACUGUGUUUGGCAACCUGUUGGUUAUGGUUGCUCUCUGCAAGGACAGGCACCUGAGGCGAAAAAAGACCAGCUUCUUCAUCGUCUCUCUGGCGUUCGCUGACCUGCUGGUUGCGCUGUUUGUGAUGCCCCUUGCUGCCAUCGAGCUAACCACCGGCCAGUGGCACUUUGGAGAAAUUUUCUGCCUGGUGCGAACCUCUCUGGAUGUUUUAUUGACCACAGCAUCCAUCCUUCACCUCUGCUGCAUUGCACUGGACAGAUACUACGCCAUCUGCUGCCAGCCGCUGGUCUACAGAUCUAAGAUGACCCCAGUCCGAGUGGCACUUAUGCUCAUCGGUUGCUGGGUCAUCCCCACAUUUAUCUCCUUCCUACCCAUCAUGCAAAAGUGGAACACUAUUGGGAUAGAGAACAUUAUUGAAGAGAAACAAUCCCUUUCGGGAGGCUCCAACACAAGUUGUGUGUUUCUGGUCAACCAGCCAUACGCCUUGAUCUGCUCUGCCGUUGCCUUCUACAUACCCCUGGCCCUCAUGGUUUUGGCCUAUCACCGCAUCUAUGUCACCGCCAUGGUCCACGUCAGGCAGAUAGAGACUCUGCAACGUGCCGGCUCCGUCCCGAUUACAUGUUCGGACCACGUCUUAACCAUACGGUCUUCCACCUCCUCGGGUCCGCUGAAUCACUACGGCCUGAGGACAGCGACUGUGUCCUUGUCCUCAGAACAGGCUCAAGGAAGACACAGACGCAUGCGCAUUGAGACGAGGGCAGCAAAGACACUGGCGAUCAUAAUGGGCUGCUUCUCCCUGUGCUGGGCGCCAUUUUUCAUCACGAACGUGGUGGACCCCUUCAUUAAUUACUCUGUACCCUGGCAGGUGUGGACAGCCUGGCUGUGGCUGGGAUACAUUAACUCAGGACUGAACCCCUUCCUGUACGCCUACCUGAACCAGGCUUUUCGAAGGGCGUUCCUGGCGAUUCUCUGCUGCGGAGACGAACGUUACACUCAGCAGGGGAUCUGCUCCAAUGGGCUCAGCAGGGCCUCCGUCCCGUCGGUCAAUGGGACCUCCAUGGCUCUGAGGUAAAACACAGGAAAAAAAACAACACCACCACCACAUUUAAAGAUUCUGGGUUCCAGCUGUACUCAGAGUUGGAAAAGUCCUACUUCCCAGUCAGAAAAUUAUAUUGCGUAGCCUUCCAAAGUUGAAUUUGCGUUUCAUUAUGGUCGCAUCUCACAUGAACAGCAGUAAGACGUAGUGGAAACGUGUGCAUUUUACAAGACACGCAUAUAAAAGUGAAUCUAAAAUCAAUGUUGCCUGCAGCCCCUGAAACUCUAAACUGAACAAAUUGAAAGUUGUGUUUGCUUACUGAAGCAAAGCUUAAAAUUAUGUUUGUAAGAGUCAUUGCGAACAAUGUUUGUAGGUGUCACCGUGUUGAAUUUCCGACUUCUUGACUAAAACAGUUACCUUGGAUCCGGCAGUGAAUCCAGUUCCAAGUUCCCAAUUCCCAGAUAACUGGAACGCAGCAUGAGGCUGCAUUUCUGAAAUAUAAUUGCACAUCAA
Poecilia reticulata (guppy) is the source of this 1937-nucleotide messenger RNA. The record is from RefSeq and is a predicted model, not a curated record. NCBI's taxonomy places the organism in Eukaryota, Metazoa, Chordata, Actinopteri, Cyprinodontiformes, Poeciliidae.